GGAGCAGCCCAGAGGCCUGGAUCAUCAGCGUGGGAAUCGGGAGCCUCUCCGGAAGGGUUUAGCCGGGACUGGGAGAAGCUGGCCUUGCUCCCGACUCACCGCACGAUUAAUGAAGGACGUUUUCAUCUUCUGGCUCUUGUGCUCCCUCCUGGAGAACUCGCUGGCAGAGAGAUCUCCACUCAUUCUGCAGCCAAGAUUUUUGUCCACAAAUUUUGAAAAUAUCUUCACAUGGACAAGUGGGGAGAAGAUGCCUCCAGGCACCGUCUAUGAAGUACAGUAUAAGAGGUAUGGAGAGGCAUGGCAGAACAAGAGUGAGUGCCAGAACAUCACGCAGCGCUUCUGCGACCUCACGCACGAGACUGAAAACUACAUGGAGCGCUACCAUGCCAGAGUGAGGGCCGUCACCCCUGGUUCUCCGGCUUCCAGCUGGGCCAUGUCCCCGAGGUUCUGCCCCCGGGAAGACACCAACAUUGGGGUGCCUGAGGUGAACUGCACCCCCAGGACCCAGUCCAUAAAGUUCUCUGUGCGGGCUCCUGACACCCCUCUGAGAGAUGAAGAGAACCAGACCCUGACGGUGGUGGACAUUUUCAGCCAGUUUGGGGCUCUCGUCCAGUACGAAAUAACAGUGUUCUGCCAAAAGACGCAACAGCAGUGGACAAAGAGUGAAACCAACAGAGAAUUUGAAAUCCCUGACUUGGCUCCUGACACCGAAUACAACGGAACGAUACACAUCAGAUAUUUAGACAAAAUCAGCCAACCCUUUGUGUUUCGAGUGCGGACAGUACCUGACAAGACCUGGUUGCCGUAUUUGUUUGGGUUGGUCCUGUUUACGGCAGUAGCAAUCUUUGGAACAUUGUACUACUUGACCUACAAGUAUGUUAAACGACGCCCUGCAUGGCCACCCACAUCUUUGGAUUUCAAGAGCAUUUCUCUACAUUUCCAACCUCUCUGUCCAGAUAUGGAGCAUAUUUGGACUGUGUACAAUUUCUCCAAGUCUAUCCAGCACUGUCCAGAAAUCCAGCCAAUGCAGGUAAGCCAGCAUCUCUUGGACGCACUGGAGCCUCAGAAAUCACUCAGUUGGACAGAAACUGUUUACCAGCAACAGGCUAAGACGACAUUAUUCCAGACAACCCCCCAACCCGUAAGCCAAGCGGACGAUCUUCCUGUAGGUUAUGCUCCGCAGGUGGCCAGGAGUAACCCUCCACGCGCAUUAGGGGAUAGUCCUGCAACCUUAACGUACGGCAUGUGUGUAGAUGGCACCAGCUGCGUCAGCAAGACCACCUCGCCACCAAACCCAGUGAUGAAGCUUGAUUCUUCUCUGGGGGCCUCUAUAAGGAAUGCACCCUACAAAGUCCAGAAACCAGAGCAGUCUGAAAGAGAAUUAUGGGAAGGCAGGACGCAACGCCAGCCAGCAAUGGUGUGGGAAGAUGCUCAACUUCUGCUGCUUCAGGAAGAUGCACCAACUAUAGCCCAGCAGCUUCUGUGGGCACCAGCCACAGCAGAUGAAAGAGCAGGAAGCUACCGAAAGCAGGCAGUGCAGUUGCCACCAGCCACAUCAGAGCUCAGCCAAAGCACCAUCUUGGAAGGUGGUCCACUUUGCCCAGCCUUGCCACCACCCUCAGUUUCACCCUGUGACCGCAGCAGUCUUCUUCAGGACCACAACCUGCGGCAGUGGGCGGCCUGGGAAUCAUUCGCCUGGACUGACAACCAACAUUUGGGUGUCCAAAUGAGUGACUGCACAGCUCAAGCCUCCUUUGGUACAGGCCCUGACACUGUGGACUCUGCUCCCAACGAUGAACUCUUCACGGGCCUGUUUAGAGAUUUGGAACUGAAGUUGCAAUGGGACGAUGGGUCAGAUGAAACCCCCGCAGUGUAUUAGCAAUGCAUGGACUGUGGAAAUGUGUCCCGAAACAGAACUGAAGGGGAUGCCCUAUUAUCCCAUCUGCCUCUGUUUCCUCUGUGUGAAUCACACUUCUGUUCCUUAACAAAAAAAGAAAUAGGCAAAACCCAUACAGGGUUCAUAUGGCUGAUUCACACUUUCAGCACGCAGAAUAUGCUUGCACGAUGCUUCCCAGGCAAUCCCACUCCUCUCAAACGGGUUGUGUAGAUUCUAACAAGGAAUCCUUGCCCAUCCCCAGCACAGGGUGCCGAUCAGGAUGAGAAACUCAGGUUGGCCUGCUUGUUGUCCCUUUACUAGCUGCUUCUUCAAGGCAUCAGGUGAUGCUUUUCAAGGCAUGGUGAUAAACCUGAUUAUCUCAUAAUGUCUACCGAACAAACCACUGUUAAAAGCACAGGAGUAAAUGAGAAGCAGAGAAGUUGGCAAGCUGUCCCCAACUAUCUUACACAGCUAGGUCCUAGGAUGCCAUGGUGCCCCCAGACAAGGUGCCUCCUGCUCAGAAUAUACUGGGGAGUCCUGACAACGACUCCUUCAGCUCCUAACCCUCCAGUGUUUUCCCACUGUUUCUUCUGUCAUUUCUCUUCCUGCAGAAAAUUCGUUCAGAAAGAAGAGACAGAAUAGCUGCACAGUGGCUCCUCACUGGUAGUGUUAGGAGCAUUCCAUCUGGAAG
Molecule: messenger RNA, 2567 nt
Organism: Varanus komodoensis (Komodo dragon)
Lineage: Eukaryota; Metazoa; Chordata; Lepidosauria; Squamata; Varanidae
Gene: IL22RA1
Product: interleukin 22 receptor subunit alpha 1
Exons: 7
Coding region: 110-1879 (589 amino acids)
Molecular function (GO): protein binding
Source: RefSeq, a predicted model, not a curated record